UCCGAGGAGCCUGGGCCGUGGGCGGGGGUGGCCGUGGGUGGUUCCCCCAACUAUUUAAGCAGAUUCCAGCAGAUGGUCGUGGAACUUUGCUCCUGAAGACGCGAGAGACACAGUCCUGUCGCUCCACUCCUUUAGCCAAUCCCCAGGACUGGGACACUCCUGACAUCCCCCCACAGAGACAAGGGAGAUAAAGUCCUGGGACUCACUUGUGGAAGAAGAACUUUCCAGUGUAGACGCGCAGGCAAACAUGCCCUCAGACUUCCUGACGCCUUUCCUGGAAGUGGACCAGGAGUUUGUCAAGAGCUUCGGGGUGGUGGACAUGAUGGAUGCGGCCGCCAGCCUCCAGCAACAUCAGCAGCAGCGAGUGCGCGGCUUCCAGCGGCGUCAUUCCCUGUGCCCCGUGACGCUCCCAAACUCCAAGUUCAACGACGGCGACGGGGAGUCGUCGUGCUGGGGAUGGGGCCUAGCCGGUGCCCAACAGUGGAAGCGGGAGAAUCAGCUCCCUCGUUCCGUGCUCAGCCACAUCCCAUUCAGGAUGGAUCGCUCGGUCAGCAUGAUCGAGGGCAGUGUCGCCGAGGUGCCGCCGCCCCCUCCCCCGCCGGGCCUUCACCUGAGCACCACGCCCCGGUCGCCCCCCUCACCAUCGCCGCACAUGUCCACACGCUACAAGACGGAGCUGUGCCGCACCUUCGAGGAGAGCGGCACAUGCAAGUAUGGCGCCAAGUGUCAGUUUGCGCACGGUGAAGAUGAGCUGCGAGGUCUGAGCCGCCAUCCCAAAUACAAGACGGAGCCAUGCCGCACCUUCCACACCAUCGGCUUCUGUCCUUACGGUGCCCGCUGCCACUUCAUCCACAAUGCUGAUGAGCUUCUGCAAGCCCCGCCCCCCCAGAGGAGCAAGCUGAGACCGCCGCCCCUCCGCCACAGCCUGAGCUUUGCCGGCUUCUCCUCGUCACCUCCCCGCGCCUUCCGGCCUGUUGACGACUCCCAACCUUCCUCGCUCCUCUUUGCCCGUGCCUCCUCUGUGUCACCCUCACCGUGCUCCUCGGAGAGCCCUGAGCUCCUCUCGCCUCUUUUUCCGGAGAUAGGGGGGCUUCGCCCGUGUCCACGCCCUGGCGAGUCGGCUCUGGGUUUGUUUGCUGCCGCCGAAUGCCCCGCCCUCGCCUACCACACCCCCGCCAAGGUGUCCCUGCUCAGCCUCCAGCGCUGCUCCUCGGCCGACUCCCUCUCCGAGGAGGGGUACACUUCCUCUUGCUCCCUGAGUUCCGGCUCCAGUGGCACCGAGUCACCAGGCUGUGAAGGCCGCCGCCUGCCCAUCUUUAGCCGCCUCUCCAUCUCUGACGAGUAG
Molecule: messenger RNA, 1345 nt
Organism: Doryrhamphus excisus (bluestripe pipefish)
Lineage: Eukaryota; Metazoa; Chordata; Actinopteri; Syngnathiformes; Syngnathidae
Product: mRNA decay activator protein ZFP36L1
Molecular function (GO): mRNA binding; metal ion binding
Source: RefSeq, a predicted model, not a curated record